Messenger RNA from Sitodiplosis mosellana (orange wheat blossom midge), 2445 nucleotides. RefSeq names its product DNA polymerase delta subunit 2 (gene PolD2). Lineage: Eukaryota; Metazoa; Arthropoda; Insecta; Diptera; Cecidomyiidae. Gene Ontology annotation, cellular component: delta DNA polymerase complex. Bases 293 to 1663 code for a protein of 456 amino acids. Gene Ontology annotation, molecular function: DNA binding. Gene Ontology annotation, biological process: DNA strand elongation involved in DNA replication; DNA replication. The transcript is spliced from 4 exons. The record is from RefSeq and is a predicted model, not a curated record.
UCAAGAAAACAAAUGAUAUAAAACGGUUUCUGUUGUUGGAAAAUGAUUUUGUUUAAAAAAUGAAUUAUCCAUUUAAAUAAAGAGAUAAAUAAAAUAAUUUAAUUUUUCUUAGACAAUAAUAAUUGAAUUCAGUUGAAUUUGAUUCGUUCAUUUCGUUUGGAGAGAAAAACCUACUAAAACUUCUACUGUCACUUUUAACAUCACAAUGACAGUUCGCUAGUCAAAGCUGUGCAUUUAGCGCGAAAUUUUUGUGUUGCAGUAGAUUAGUUUGCUUUUGAACGAUUAUUUAAAAAUGUUAUUCCCUAGCGAAAAUUCGAUUAAAAAAUCAAUAGAUGAAUUCCAGCGUUUGUCCACCGCAAAAUAUGCUGAAUCAUCGAAGCGAUUCCAGUUGACUGAAAAGAAAACUGACUACAGCAAACAAUUUGCCCACAUCUAUUCCAGACGAUUGGAACAAAUGCGGCCACUUCUCAUGCAGAAGUCUAGUGAGAAAUGGGGCGACAAAUAUCAAAUCAAAAAGAUGACUGAUUUGCGUGAAGAAAACCCGGAGAAAUGUGUCAUCAUUGGUACAACAUUUGUGCAUCAAAAACUGAAGCCAAGUAUUUUGCGGGAAAUCUCCGAGGAAACACAAUUGGCACCGCAACCAAUCCGCCAAAAUUUUGCUGAUGAAUCAGAUACGCUGAUAUUGGAGGAUGAAGUGCAGCGUAUUCAACUUCUGGGUGAUUUUCCGGUUGAUCAGUAUGUCACUGGCAUUGUUAUGGCUGUCUUAGGUUAUGAAAAUGAUGAAGGGAAAUUUAUGGUGGAAGAUAAUUUAUUUUAUGAAAGUGGGCCACAAACACCACUAAAAGAUCUGACCUCAUCUCCGUUGCUGGUGUUUGUCUCCGGACUGGAUCAAUCGUCUACUCACGAUUUUACGAUGUCACUUGAAUUGUUCCAACAAUGGCUAUACGGAAAUCUACCUAAAGAUGGCAAAGACUUGGACUUCGAGGCAUCGAAUGUGGUUCGAGUGAUUGUGGCUGGCAAUUCCAUACGUACGUCAAUGGAAGUACGACCGAGAACGAUUUUGAUGCGACAACCUGAAUCGACAGUUACAUUGCAAGCUGUUAAGGCCGUUGAUGAUCUCGUGUACGGUUGGGCACAGUCCGUCAAUGUGGAUUUGAUGCCAGGUGAAUUCGAUCCAGCCAACUGUAUGCUGCCGCAACAACCAAUGCAUCACUUAAUGUUCCCCAAGAGCGCACCAUGCGGUGCAUUCAAAUGCGUAACCAAUCCCUACGAGUUUUACGUCGAAGAUCGUCUCAUCCUCGGAACAUCGGGUCAAAAUGUCAGCAACAUUCAAAAGUUUUCACACAUUGAAGACCCACUCGAUGCAUUAAGAUCAGUUGCCAAGUGGAGCAUUUUGGCACCGACCGCACCAGACACCCUAUCGUGUUAUCCAUAUUCUGACCAGGAUCCGUUCAUCAUUAAACAAUGUCCACAUAUUUUGUUUGCUGGCAAUUCAACAGAAUUUAAGACUGGCACCUUCGAAGGUUCAAAUGGCCAACGAACUCGGCUCGUUUGCAUUCCCUCCUUUUCCCAGACCGAAAGUGUGGCUGUCGUUAAUUUACGAACGUUGGAAUGUAAGCAACUCUGUUUCAAAGUCAAAGGAUUUGAUGACAUUGAAAUGUAAUUGAAAACCAUUCUUAUUAAGUAAACGUCGUUUCGUUUCUUUUUAUUAAAAUACCUUUAUUCUAAUGUUAAAUACAGUUGUUAGUUUUGGUAUCUAUAAGUUCCAAUAAAUAAGGGAAGAAAACCCAGUGAAAAGCAGGCAUAAGAACUUGAGCCAAAUUAUUUUUCAUUUUGAAUUAAUUGUCGUGAAUAUUCUGAUGUAACUAAAGAAAUGAUAUGAAAUAAAAAAUAAGUCGGACACAAUGAAAUAAAUUGAAUUUCUAAAUGAAAUGAUUAAAAUUGAUUUGCUGCGAAAAAUGCAUCUACAAAGUGUCUACCAUAUAUUAAUAAUUUUUAUCAUGAUAAAUAUGUAAAUAUGUUCAAGUGGAAGAAACGUUUCAAUUGCUUAAAUCUACAAUUUGUUUGUUUUUUUAAAUCAUUUUCAGUACACAUUCAGACAUAAUGUUUAGUCCCUAAAUACCUAUUGUUUUCUUUCUUUUUUUUAAAUUAUUAUUCAUUUUUCAAAAUUCCAUAUUCAUUUACACAUGUUCAAAAUGCUGUUCGUCAAUUUAUUAUGAAUUUGUUUUUUAUUUUUCGUUAUGAUACUGUGGCCGAUAUCACGAGUGUCUUUGUGUCGUAAAUUUUUGUUCAACUCAUUUUCUCCUGACAAAAUUCAUGCAUACACACAGAGAAUAAACAAAGGUUUAUGAUUUCCAAACAUUUCACAAAAUAUAAUCUAUAUGUUUGAUUGUUAACGAGAUAAAAUAUAUUGCUUUGUUUAAAAUAUCGAAACGAAUAGAUUGA